This is a messenger RNA of Diabrotica balteata, 1770 nucleotides long. The record is from the annotation of a GenBank genome assembly. NCBI's taxonomy places the organism in Eukaryota, Metazoa, Arthropoda, Insecta, Coleoptera, Chrysomelidae.
AGUGUACUCUUAACCUCAUUUCAGAUACAUUAACAUCAAUAUUAAAUAAAAUGAAGAUCAUUUUAAUAGUUUCUAUUUGGUGCAGUGUAUUUAUAGUAAGGACAUCCACAGCCAAGGAAGAAUUUCCUAAAGAUUUUUUAUUUGGAAUUGCGUCAAGUGCUUACCAGAUUGAAGGAGGUUACAAUGCAGAUGGAAAAGGAGAAAGCAUUUACGAUUACUAUACCAAAACCAGACCUGAGAAGUUUUAUAACAAAAGUAAUGGAAAUACAGCAUGUGAUUCGUACCACAAAUGGAGAGCAGAUGUGAGGCUUCUUAAAGAUUUAGGCGUACAAUUUUAUAGGUUUUCAAUUUCAUGGAGUAGAAUUCUUCCUAAUGGUUAUUCCAAUAAAGUAAAUCGAGACGGACUGCGAUAUUAUAAUGAUUUAAUUAACGAAUUAAAAAAGAACGGUAUUGAACCGAUGGUGACCCUAUACCAUAAUGAUCUUCCUAUGCCUCUUCAAGAAAUUGGAGGAUGGACUAACCCCUAUAUGGCGUACUACUUUGAAGACUAUGCCAGAUAUAUGUUUAGUUAUUUUGGAGAUAGAGUAAAAUAUUGGAUAACAAUGGAAAUGUCUUCAAACGGCUAUGGAGAUGACAAAUAUCCACCGUUUAUAAACCAGCCUGGUAUUGCGAACUAUCUUUGCCAACACGUUAUGUUAUUGGCACACGCUAAGGCUUAUCAUUUAUACGAUGCUGAAUUUAGACAGAAUCAACAAGGUAAAAUUGGGGUUGCUGUAGAUGCUACUUGGUACAUACCAGCAAUUCUUUCCAAAGAUCUAAAAGCUGCUGAGCGAGCUCGUGAAUUUAAGAUUGGUUCCAUUAUGAAUCCAAUUUUUCAUACUGAUGGCAACUAUCCUACUCUGGUUAAAGAAAUGGUCGAUAAUAGAAGUACAUCAGAAGGUUAUCUGCAAUCCAGAAUGCCAAGUUUGACGUUUCAAGAAGCCGAUUAUAUACAAGGCACAUUUGACUUCGCGGGCUUAAAUAUAUUCACAAGCUAUCGUGUUAAACACGAUACUACAGGAACAGCUAAUACUACCUUGGAGAAAGAUGCAAAUGUUAGUCUUCACCAGGAUACCGAAUGGGAGAAGAGUAGUUCUGACUGGUUAAGGGUUGUGCCAAUAGGAGUUAGACAUGUACUAAAGUGGGUCAAGGACAAAUAUGAUGAUCCAGAAAUUUUCAUUACCGAAAAUGGUUUCUCUGACAAGGGAGAAAUAAAUGAUGUUAAGAGAAUACAGUAUCUCCAGAAAUACCUGAAGGAAGUUUCCAUUUCUAUUCAAGAAGACGGAGUAAAAUUAAAGGGGUAUACGGUUUGGAGUUUCUUAGAUAGCUUCCAAUGGACAGAAGGUUACAGGGAGAAAUUUGGUUUGUAUCAUGUUAACUUUUCGGAUAAAAAUAGAAAAAGGACUCCGAAGUUGUCGGCUACUUGGUAUAAAAAAGUGAUAAAAGAAAGACGAGUAGUAGACUGGAAAGAGGUGACGAGUAAUCUCGAAGAGGAUUUAUAAAAGGAUUUUUGUGUCCUUCUCCGAACACGUGCUUCGCACUUAAGGUAGGUUAGGAAUCGGAAAUAUUAUCGAGGACAAGUCGUGGUAGUAUCACAGGUUAUAGUUGUAAAGAGAUCGGGGACGAGCUGGAUAUUUUUUUUUGUUUCAGUAAUAGUAAGUGAUAAACAUAUUGUUAUCAAAUUGUGUUGUUUAUUAUUUUGUCACAUAUUAAUAUACACAGUAUAUAGAG